UUCUUUCCCCGUCCUCCCUCUCUCUCUCUGUGUGUAUGUGUGCGAUGACUUACACAAAUAAAAUUUCUUAACUGAGUGAGACGUAGAGAGGAUUAACUGGAAAUCUGCAAUGAGGUCAGGCUGGUGGAGUGCAGUGCCGUUUGCAGGCAUGGUGGUGGUGGAAUUCAUAACAGUAAUCCUAAUCAUGCUUUGCAAAGCAGCCAUGCUAAGGGGGAUGAGUAAUUUCAUCUUCAUCAUGUAUUCCUCUGCUCUCUGCACACUCUUCCUCCUCCCUUUUUUCUUCUUCCACAGAGCCACACUUCCUCCGGUCACCUUCUCCCAUCUCUGUAAACUGUUUCUUCUUGGCCUAAUUGGUAUCCUUGUGCAGAUCUUCUCAUAUACUGGUCUCAACUACAGCUCUCCCAUGCUUAACUCUGCUAUGAGCAAUGUUUUGCCAGCUUUUACCUUCAUACUUGCCAUCAUUUUCAGUGUGAUUGGAUCAAUUAUAAUAGCUCUGGGGUUCUAUGCUGUGAUCUGGGGAAAGGCCCAAGAAGAGGAAUUGGUAGACAGCGGAGCCAGUGCCCCUCUUUUGCAAGGUAACAACAAGCUGGAAGAAACGUAGAGGAUAAGUCUGUAAGGUCCUGCAGACAGGAAAGUCUAUGCACUGUUUAAUGUCAGGUAUCAUCUGGUGCUCCAACAUCAUAAAUAUGACCAUGACCUUCAGGGUUUAUUGAGAAAAGUUUGAAACAUAAUGAGAAUAUGAGACAUGGGUUCACCAACUACACCUACAAGCAAUUAUCUUGUAUAUGUUCUCAAUAGUUGAUUUCUAUGGAUACCACCUGUAUUCCAAAGAAUCAAACAAAGUUGUGGUAACGCUACAACACCC
Nelumbo nucifera (sacred lotus) is the source of this 865-nucleotide messenger RNA. RefSeq names its product WAT1-related protein At5g40210-like. The record is from RefSeq and is a predicted model, not a curated record. Gene Ontology annotation, cellular component: membrane. Lineage: Eukaryota; Viridiplantae; Streptophyta; Magnoliopsida; Proteales; Nelumbonaceae. Gene Ontology annotation, molecular function: transmembrane transporter activity.